Salvia splendens (bonfire salvia) is the source of this 1389-nucleotide messenger RNA. RefSeq names its product glutamate dehydrogenase A. NCBI's taxonomy places the organism in Eukaryota, Viridiplantae, Streptophyta, Magnoliopsida, Lamiales, Lamiaceae. Gene Ontology annotation, cellular component: mitochondrion. The record is from RefSeq and is a predicted model, not a curated record. Gene Ontology annotation, biological process: L-glutamate catabolic process. Gene Ontology annotation, molecular function: L-glutamate dehydrogenase (NAD+) activity. The transcript has 9 exons. The coding region runs from base 47 to 1282 and encodes 411 amino acids.
UUGACUUAUCAUAAUCUUAAUAACAUCAAACCAAAGAUUGGAGAAAAUGAAUGCUCUCGCCGCCACGAACCGCAAUUUCCGGCAGGCGGCUCGCAUCCUCGGCCUCGACUCCAAGAUCGAGAACAGCCUCUUGAUCCCCUUUAGAGAAAUCAAGGUGGAGUGCACAAUUCCGAAGGAUGAUGGCACGUUGGUAUCCUACAUCGGCUUCCGAGUACAACACGACAAUGCACGCGGCCCCAUGAAAGGCGGCAUCCGCUUCCAUCCCGAGGUGGACCCUGAUGAGGUGAACGCGCUUGCUCAAUUAAUGACUUGGAAGACGGCUGUUGCUGAUCUUCCCUAUGGCGGAGCAAAGGGUGGGAUCGGGUGCAAGCCCAAGGACCUCACCACGAGCGAGUUGGAGCGUCUAACUCGUGUAUUCACUCAAAAAAUCCAUGAUCUCAUCGGAGACAACACUGACAUUCCUGCUCCGGAUAUGGGCACUAAUGCUCAGACAAUGGCUUGGAUAUUGGAUGAGUAUUCCAAGUUUCAUGGUUACUCUCCGGCAGUUGUCACAGGAAAGCCAGUGGACCUUGGUGGAUCACUUGGUCGGGAGGCUGCAACGGGCCGUGGCGUCGUGUACGCCACUGAAGCAUUACUUGCCGAGCAUGGAAAAUCGAUCGAGGGCUUAACGUUCGCCAUUCAGGGGUUUGGAAACGUUGGAUCGUGGGCAGCGAGGCUGAUUCAUGAAAGAGGCGGGAAAGUGGUCGCAGUGAACGACAUAACCGGGGCUAUCCAGAACCCUAAGGGGAUCGACAUCCCGGCAUUGCUUCGGCACAAAGACGCCACCGGCCGUCUAGAUGGUUUUGGUGGCGCAGAGACGAUGGCGCCCGACGAGCUACUUACCAUCCGGUGUGACGUGCUUAUCCCAUGUGCUCUCGGAGGAGUCCUCAAUAGGGAAAACGCUGGAGAUGUGAAGGCGCAAUACAUCAUAGAAGCUGCCAAUCACCCUACUGAUCCAGAAGCUGAUGACAUCUUGUCCAAAAAAGGAGUUAUAAUUCUUCCAGACAUAUAUGCAAAUGCAGGAGGUGUGACAGUUAGUUAUUUCGAGUGGGUUCAGAACAUUCAAGGAUUCAUGUGGGACGAGGAGAAGGUGAACCAAGAGUUGAGCAGAUACAUGACCCGAGCCUUCCGAGAGAUAAAGAACAUGAGCCGAACACACAAUUGCAACCUUCGGAUGGGCGCGUUCACACUCGGGGUCAACCGUGUUGCCCGUGCCACGUUCCUCCGAGGUUGGGAAGCCUAAGAUUGACAUAGUUUGUCUUUCACCUUUUCAAGAAUUUCAUUCACAUUGUUGUGUUUCUAAUUGUUGCUCACCCUGAUGGUUAAAGACUCAAGAGUCUUUUUAUGUAU